Molecule: messenger RNA, 3780 nt
Organism: Phyllostomus discolor (pale spear-nosed bat)
Lineage: Eukaryota; Metazoa; Chordata; Mammalia; Chiroptera; Phyllostomidae
Gene: PARP11
Product: poly(ADP-ribose) polymerase family member 11
Exons: 8
Coding region: 186-1202 (338 amino acids)
Molecular function (GO): NAD+ poly-ADP-ribosyltransferase activity
Source: RefSeq, a predicted model, not a curated record
GGGCGGAAGUCGGGAGGUUCGGUAGUCCAAAGACGCUGGCUUGUGACAGGGCGGGGAGAAGGAAGGCCUGCGUAAAGGUUGCCUCUCCAACCCUUCGUUCCCGGGCACCCUAGGGAAAAACCAACACCUCGGUCCGCUGCUAGCCCCUUCCACCAGGCUCUCCUCCGCUCAAUUUCGCCACCGUUAUGUGGGAAGCAAAUCCGGAGAUGUUUCACAAAGCAGAAGAAUUCCUAUCUAAAACCACAGACAGUGAGGUGGAUGAGAUGGACACAUCAGACACCCAAUGGGGCUGGUUUUACUUGGCAGAGUGUGGAAAGUGGCACAUGUUUCAGCCGGAUACCAACAUUCAGUGUUCAGUUAGCAGUGAAGAUAUCGAAAAAAGCUUCAAAACAAAUCCUUGUGGGUCCAUUUCUUUUACUACUUCCAAAUUCAGCUACAAGAUAGACUUUGCAGAAAUGAAGCAAAUGAACCUCACCACUGGGAAACAGCGCUUAAUAAAAAGAGCCCCCUUUUCUAUCAGUGCUUUCAGUUAUAUCUGUGAAAAUGAGGCUAUCCCCAUGCCACCACACUGGGAGAACGUGAAUACUGACGUACCCUAUCAGCUUAUUCCUUUGCACAAUCAAACACACGAAUAUAAUGAAGUUGCUAGUCUCUUUGGGAAAACAAUGGAUCGCAACAGAAUUAAAAGAAUUCAGAGAAUUCAAAACCUAGACUUGUGGGAGUUCUUUUGCAGGAAAAAGGCUCAGCUCAAGAAAAAAAGUGGUGUGCCUCAGAUUAAUGAACAAAUGCUAUUUCAUGGUACCAGCAGUGAGUUUGUGGAAGCAAUUUGCAUUCAUAACUUUGAUUGGAGAAUAAAUGGUAUACAUGGCGCUCUCUUUGGUAAAGGAACCUAUUUUGCUAGAGAUGCUGCUUACUCCAGUCGCUUCUGCAAAGAUGACAUAAAACAUGGAAACACAUUCCAAAUUCAUGGUGUAAGCUUGCAACAGCGGCAUCUAUUUAGAACAUAUAAAUCUAUGUUUCUUGCUCGAGUGCUAAUUGGAGAUUAUAUAAAUGGAGACUCCAAAUACAUGCGACCUCCCUCCAAAGACGGUAGCUAUGUGAAUUUAUAUGACAGCUGUGUGGAUGACACCUGGAAUCCAAAGAUCUUUGUGGUGUUUGAUGCCAACCAGAUCUAUCCUGAGUACUUAAUAGACUUCCAUUGAUUUGACUUCCAAAUCUCAGUGGUCAAAGAAGUUUAUUCUUUUUUGCAGGAAGAUUUGCUCUCCUGUCAUCUAGCCACUAAAUGUUAAUUAUCUGACACUUUUGAAACCCAUAUGAAAAAAAAAAGUGGCCUCCAUAUAAAGACAUACUGACUUUAAGGUUGGUUUUUUUGUUGUUUUGUUUUUGUUCGUUAUUCAGUCUUGUGUGUUAAAAAUCGACACCAUUGCCAUUUUAACACCUUGCAGUGAAAGAUAACACUCAAAAUUGAAUCAGCUGAGUCUCAAUUAAUAUGAUCAUUUAGAGUUUUUAAAGUUUGUGUGUUAUCAGAAUGAAUGUUUUCAGUUCAGAUAGAUUUAUUCAUAUAUAUGUUCCAAAAAUACGUGUAUAGACAUAAACUUGUCCUUCAUAGGAACUGAUCCAUUGUAAAUUGAAUUAUGAUAUCACUGUCCACUGAACAACAUGUUGCUUUGUUGGUCUUCUGAAGGGGGCAUCUGAAAUGGUGAAGCAGUCUGAAUACCUUAAGAGAAGUCAGAAAUACAAAAAGUAUUUGCAGUGCUACUAUACAAGCUGGAAGGAGAAGUCAAGGUAGCGUGUCCUGCUUUUGAGUGCUGGGGACAGCAGGCUGCAGUCCCAGACUUGCUCCUGUCACUCUCUUGUCACCUGCCUCUGAACUGACAGAUGCUGCAGCUGUGAUUAUGCAUCCAAUGAGGCUUUGGAAUUCUUGUACCAAGACUUGUGCCCAAGGUGUUUAUAGCAGCUUUGAAGUGGAACUUUUAUUUAUUAUUCAAAACAUUUACUUUCCCUUUGUUUUGGAGUACCUACAGUGAUUAUUUCUAAGAUAUUUUUAUCUGCUUUCCCAUGAGAAUUUUUCCCAUAAAAUUCUCAUUUCCCCAUUUUGAAUCAUUGUGAAAAGCAUGGGAUUCGUGGAACAAAUCUGGUGUAUUCCUUUGAGUAGUGAUUGAAAAUCUAAGUCUCUUGAAAAGUUAGACAAAAUUCACAAUCAUGUUUAAUGAAAGUUUGUUUACCUGUUCCAUCUGUUUUGCUAUCCUAUUCUAAGGAGGAGUGAAUAAUGUUGCAAUAGCUUGCUGACCCUAAAGGUAUUUUAGCAGACAAUGGGCAACAUCUGGGCAGAAAUGUUAUACAGCAGUUCAGGUGUCAGAUGGGGGAUUGGCUAUACAAUUGUUAAGAGUUUUUCCAACCUUGAGUCUACCAGGAAAAAAGAAAAGAACACUUGUAUCAAGUCUUUCUCAGAAAAGAUUUUUCUAAUUCAGUCUAAUACUGAAUUCUCUCUUCAUUAUCAUCACCCAGUUUGGCUGAGAGAUAGUGAACAUAAUUUAACUUCUCAAGACAAACCCAAUAAAUGUCCCUGUCUGUGUUGUUCAGUUCAGUCAUUUGAAUUGGGAAGGCAUCUCAGGAAUAAUAAAAAUAGAGAGUAUGGAACAAGGUUAGGUGUGGUAAUUCUCUACCUGCCAUAUAUCCCUACUUGUUUCUUAUAGCCCAGAAUCCUCGUGAUUGUGCAGUCAACAGUAAGUAGUCCACAGGAAAUUGCACAUAUAAUACUCUGAAACCAAGCGACAGGACAGAGUGCCUGGCUCAGAUGUGCUGACUGACCGUUGGUUUUGAUGAAGUGCUGUUAAUAUUUAGAAAGAGCACAUUUUAGAAACAUGCAGAGAACAUCAUGGACAUAUGGGAGAAAAAGCCCCUAGACUGCCUUGUGAGUGGUAGCACACCAUGCCUUAGCCUUGUUCACAAAAAACUGUGGUAGAAACCUUGGGAAUUUAGGUUUUGAAAAUCUUUUUGUGCUAUUUAUUUCUGUUUAUAUACCAAAAAAGUUUAAAUAGUCUCCUCUUCAAUGUGGCCAUCUCUUUUCUGAUUCAAGAUGAUUGCCUCUGCCAUCACUUGCCUGGAAUAACUGAAUGUUGUAGCAUUGGGGCUGUUUUUCUGUUAGACACGUGCAGGUCUUGUCUCAAGGUGACUAAGAGCCCAGAGCUGAAGUUUGCAAGACAAUCUGUCUGAACUCUGAACUGAAUUACCAAGUAGAGUGCACUGCAGUGGACAUUGUCAGAAAGAACUGUUUGAGAAUUUACUGUCAAUUCCCUUUUUAUGAGAAAGAGACAAUUUUGAUAAAUUUUUUCAUGUGAUAGCUUUGAGUAAAUUGGUACUAAAAUUCUAUUUCUUUGUUUUGAUUGGUGGAUUAAGUUGAGAAUCAUAACGGUCAGUAUGUUAUAUAUUGCUGGACUGGACACAACCAAUUGUCAUCUAUUUCUCCUGUCAUCAAUUAGCAUGGGUGGGAGAGUGAAGAGAAGGCCAUUCAAGGUUAAAGAAUAAAUGAUUUAAAAAAUUCUACAUUGAAUCAAUUUCAGCCUAUAGUGACUUUUCUUUUUCACUUUGGUGAUAAUCAGCCUCAGGGUUAAAAAAAUGUGUUUAUAAGAAAGUUUCAUAAAUCUUGCAGUUAUGAAGAGGAAGGUUUUGUGUUAGUGCAACUUUUAUUUCUUGAUUUACAGUGAUGAUGAUAAAGAAUUUGGAGCCAUUUUGAUAUGUGAAAAUAUUUUUACAUGUAGUGGUUAAAGCUUUCCAUAG